Alosa sapidissima (American shad) is the source of this 2331-nucleotide messenger RNA. RefSeq names its product poly (ADP-ribose) glycohydrolase, like (gene pargl). The coding region runs from base 174 to 2120 and encodes 648 amino acids. NCBI's taxonomy places the organism in Eukaryota, Metazoa, Chordata, Actinopteri, Clupeiformes, Clupeidae. The transcript has 16 exons. Gene Ontology annotation, molecular function: poly(ADP-ribose) glycohydrolase activity. Gene Ontology annotation, biological process: regulation of DNA repair; nucleotide-sugar metabolic process; carbohydrate metabolic process. The record is from RefSeq and is a predicted model, not a curated record. Gene Ontology annotation, cellular component: nucleus; cytoplasm.
UGCAACCAGGGCGCUUUCAGCAACUCCUAGAUGCGUUCCAUAUACUUUCACAUUCGGUUAUGGCUUGUCUGACAGUGCACCUUGAAGCUAGGCUAUAGGCUUCCCUGCCUAGCGUUGGACAAAACUUCAAAAUCAUUAAUCGUUCAUCAUCUUCUGUAGUGAUCAGUGACCAUAUGGCCAGGAAAAAUGAUAGCUCCGGGGUAGGAUCCUGUAUUAAUGGGUCAUACUCCGGUGGAAGCGAGAAGGAUGUGCAAGGCUCGGACCAGCAUAGAAGCAGGACAGCCCACGACCCCGAGAAAAACCUAAUUGACUUUUCAACUGUGGGGCCUAGCGCAGCUGGUACCUCUGGCUCUGGUUCCAGGAGGGGGUCAGCUGCAGCUGCAGCUGGAGCAAAGGACGGGUUUUCAGGAGGCAGAGAGGACAACAAGUGGCAACAGGGUUCAAGUGCUGCUUCUGGAAUAACUGGGGAGACACCCAAACCUUCAAGCGCCUCUGGUUCUGAUGACAGGGGUAGAUCUGAUGAAGGGACUUCAGGAGGCAGAGAAGACAACAAGUGGCAUGGGACCUCAGGUGCUGCUUCCUUGAGCAUCAGGGAGGCACCCCGAUGGAAUACCAGGACGGUUAAGGACUGCAACGUAAAACUAGCCUCGCUAUUUUACAGCGCAGACCACAUCAUACUGAUAGAUGUGAAUGAGUUUAGAAAUACUAAAAAACUGAAAGCCAUGCAUGGAACGCCAUUGUGGGAUGCCUUGCAUGUGAAAAUGCCACAUGCCAACGAAAACAUCUUCAAAACAAAGUCCACGUUUUUGGGUAACAUUGAGACACAGUCGCGUUGGAGCGCCAUCUCUAAACAACUGAAGAAGCUUCGAACAGGCUCAAUGACUGUGGCUGAUAUUGAGAAAGUCAUUAAGUCGUAUAACCCACAGUACAGCUCCUGGUCCUUCGAAGGACUUCAGAAAUACGUAGAGAAAAUUCCGAGAGAAGAGAAAGAGAUCUUUUUUAAGGUCAUUCCCAAAAUGGCAGAGUUGGCUCUAAAGCUGACAGAAAAUGUUCAGAGGGGCCUUCCUCUGCUUAAGCAGGGUAGUAGCUAUUCCAUCACUCUCUCCCAGAUCCAGAUCGCCACCCUGUUGGCCAAUGCUUUUUUCUGUACCUUCCCUCACCGCAACACCACUGCUAAGAACGCAGAAUACAGCAACUACCCUACCAUCAACUUCAGCAGCUUAUUUGGUAAUUUUUCUCAAACCACAAUGGAGAAACUGAGAGCCAUCGUGCAUUAUUUCAACACUGUCACCUGUCAAAGCUCUCGGCCACAGGGGCUGGUCACCUUUCAGAGAUGUUUCAUCCCAGAUCAUCAACUUCCCCGCUGGAGACAGCGGAACGAACACCUGGGAAAUGUCCGUGUAACGUCUGAGGGCACCAUUGAAAAGGAGGGCAGAGGGAUGUUGCAGGUGGACUUUGCCUGCAGUAUGGUGGGAGGAGGCGUGCUGGGCUCUGGGCUGGUACAGGAGGAGAUCCUCUUCCUCAUGAACCCGGAGCUGAUUGUGGCCAGACUCUUCACAGAGAAGCUCAGCGAUAAUGAGUGCCUCAAGAUCACAGGAGCCCAGCAGUACAGCGAAUACACAGGCUACAGUAGUAGCUUUGAGUGGAGUGGACCCCAUAACGAGAACCUGGAAAGAGAUAAUUGGAUGAGGCUUCAUCGUCAGAUAGUUGCCAUAGAUGCUCUGAACUUCAAACAUCCGAAGGAGCAGUAUCAGAUGAAAAAAAUUAAGCGCGAGCUGAACAAGGCUUUUGUUGGGUUCAGAGAGGAAGGCCGUUUUGCUCAACUCCCAACUGUUGCCACAGGAAACUGGGGUUGUGGGGCCUUCCAUGGAGAUCCCAUCCUCAAAGCUCUCAUUCAGAUGAUGAGUGCCGCUGUGGUGGAGAGAGACAUGGUGUUCUUCACUUUCAGAGACACACACCUGGAAAGGAGACUGCGGAAUAUGCACACACUUCUUAAAGAGCGCAAAUCCACCGUUGGAGACUUGUACACUAUGCUGGACUUCUACUGCCAAUCAAGCAGGCCACAAGAGGACCUUUAUCAGUUCAUACAGACUUACAUGAACAACAAAAGUUCACUCUGAAUAGGCCGCAAAACUGCCGAGCCUGAUGCCUAAUACACAAAGCCACAUACUGCACUACUGAAACAUUAAAUUAACAUGUGCCAAAUUUGUGCCUUAUGUAAUUUGGACAUGUUUAAAGGAUUUAACAUUCCUUUUUAAAAAAGGGGAUCUGGAUGCAGACAGAAACGUUAUACAGUGGAAUGAUUAAAGGAGGUCUUAAAAAACACCCAAA